AUGCUGCCGCGCGCCUGGAGCAACUCCGGCUACCGCGGCGUCCGCGCCCGCCCCUCCGGCAUGUUCUACGCGGAGAUCCGCUCCGAUGGCGUGCGUCUCGGCCUCGGCAUGUUCAAGACCGCCCACGAGGCUGCCCGCGCAUACGAAGCGGCAGCAUGGCGCCUCUCGAGGCCACGUUCGCAGAUGAACUUCAAUGACGCGCGGACGUGCCUGCAGGUGCAGGACCUCGCGCCUCCACCGCGGCUAAUCACCGACGAGGACCGACACGAACACCGUAAGCAGGAGCACCGCCUCCUCAUCGCCGAGGCAGACGAGUACGCCAUGGCGGAGUGA
Aegilops tauschii subsp. strangulata is the source of this 333-nucleotide messenger RNA. RefSeq names its product ethylene-responsive transcription factor ERF098-like. Gene Ontology annotation, molecular function: DNA-binding transcription factor activity; DNA binding. Gene Ontology annotation, biological process: regulation of DNA-templated transcription. NCBI's taxonomy places the organism in Eukaryota, Viridiplantae, Streptophyta, Magnoliopsida, Poales, Poaceae. The record is from RefSeq and is a predicted model, not a curated record.